Molecule: messenger RNA, 1842 nt
Organism: Phodopus roborovskii (desert hamster)
Lineage: Eukaryota; Metazoa; Chordata; Mammalia; Rodentia; Cricetidae
Gene: Apbb3
Product: amyloid beta precursor protein binding family B member 3
Exons: 12
Coding region: 103-1557 (484 amino acids)
Biological process (GO): regulation of DNA-templated transcription
Cellular component (GO): nucleus; cytoplasm
Molecular function (GO): transcription factor binding; amyloid-beta binding
Source: RefSeq, a predicted model, not a curated record
GCGCGGGUUGGCCCGGCGGUCUCCGGCGCAGAGGCUGGGCUUGUGCAAGGCCCUGCAGCUCCGGAGGUCGCCCUGGGCUGACAGCGCAGGUCGUCAGAGGCUAUGUUGGGCAAGGAUUAUAUGCUGGCCAUCAUUCUGGUCAACUGCGAUGAUGACUUGUGGGGGGACCAAAAUCUGGAGGGGGAGACAGGAUUACCCCCUGGCUGGAGAAAGAUCCGUGAUGCUGCGGGCACUUAUUAUUGGCAUGUACCCAGCGGUAGCACUCAGUGGCAGCGCCCAACCUGGGAACUGGGAGGUGCAGAGGACCCUGGAACGGGGACGGAGGGGAUUUGGGAACUUCGACCCCCCAAGGGGAGAUCCUUCUCCAGCCUGGACAGUUCAUUGAACCAGAGUAACUCUCUAACAUGGUAUGGUGAAGAUUCCUAUGUCCGGAGCCUGGAGCCAGGAGCUAAGUGCUUUGCAGUCCGCUCUCUGGGCUGGGUGGAAGUACCCGAGGAGGACCUGGCGCCAGGGAAGAGCAGUAUUGCUGUCAAUAACUGUAUCCAGCAGCUGGCCCAGACUCGUCACAGGAGCCAGCCCCAUGAUGGUGCCUGGGGUGAGGGCCAGAACAUGUUGAUGAUCCUUAAGAAAGAUGCUAUGAGCCUGGUGAACCCCCUGGACCACAGUCUGAUCCACUGUCAGCCUCUGGUUCACAUCCGCGUCUGGGGUGUGGGCAGCUCCAAGGGCCGGGACUUUGCCUUUGUCGCGGGUGACAAAGACAGCUGUAUGCUCAAGUGUCAUGUGUUUCGCUGUGAUGUACCUGCAAAGGCCAUUGCAAGUGCUCUACAGGGGCUCUGUGCACAGAUCUUGUCUGAGAGGAUAGGAGUCAGUGGAGAAGCUGCUUGCUGUUCCCCAGAUCCUAUUUCCCCCGAAGACUUCCCAAGGCAAGUGGAGUUGCUGGAUGCAGUGAGCCAGGCUGCUCAGAAGUAUGAGGCACUGUACAUGGGCAUCCUACCAGUCAACAAAGCCAUGGGUAUGGAUGUGCUGAAUGAGGCCAUUGGCACCCUCACUGCCCGGGGGGACCAGAAAACCUGGGUCCCUGCUAUGCUCAGUGUGUCUGACUCUCUGAUGAUUGCACAUCCCAUUCAGGCAGAGGCUAGUGCAGAGGAAGAGCCACUGUGGCAGUGCCCUGUGCGCCUCGUGACCUUUAUUGGUGUUGGCCGUGACCCACAUACCUUCGGCCUCAUCGCUGACCUUGGUUGUCAGAGCUUCCAGUGUGCAGCCUUCUGGUGCCAGCCUCAUGCUGGGGGACUCUCUGAAGCUGUGCAAGCUGCCUGUAUGGUUCAGUACCAGAAGUGUCUGGUGGCCUCAGCAGCUCGGGGUAAGACCUGGGGUGCCCAGGCCCGUGCCCGCCUUCGGCUCAAGCGGACCAGCUCCAUGGACUCUCCUGGUGGCCCCCUGCCUCCCCCCCUACUCAAAGGAGGGGUUGGAGGUGCAGGAGCAACUCCUCGAAAGAGGGGCGUCUUCUCAUUUCUUGAUGCCUUCAGGCUAAAACCUUCUCUUCUCCAUAUGUCCUAAAUUGAUCAUAGAGGGCUGGGGAAGGAGACUCUAUACUCCUUCAGUCCCCAGGGUUCUGUAGCCUCUCACCUUCCUGCCUAUCCCUGAUCCUUGCCUACCCUAUAUUUAUUACCAAGUUUGUUGUUUAUAUGGAUGACCAAGAGGCCCUGCACUAUAACUUCGGCCCCUAGUGCCCUUUUCCUUGGGUUCUUUUGUUCCUUGCCCCUGUCCAACCCUGGACAAUUGGCUCUACCUCAGCAACUUUAUAGCAGAAUCAGUGCAAAUAAAAAUCCCGCAGUGACCUCA